CUAAAGGAAAACAAAAACCCUAAUUCUUCUUUUUUCUGUAAUACAUGUUUCUUCUCGAAAUCUCUUACGGAGAGAAUCACGAGACCAUCAAGCCGAUCGAUGCUCCAUGUAGACUGAUGCAAAUCCGACAAAAUCAGAGACAAAUGCCAUCGGAACUGUAACUCGAAAGAAGUCUCGUGUUUGAUCAAUCAGAACGAUUCCAAGUCGGGUCUCUCUAAACUCACAAGAGCAAAAGAUCUCGCCACUGUUCAAGAGUUACUAUGGAAGCAUCUUAUGCGUUUCUCACCGGAAGAUUUUGGCAACGGUGGCGAAUGAGAACAAGGACUAUGUAGCAUAUUCGAAUUUCUAUGGAGUCGCCUGAGGGCCGAGGAUGCAUGAAGAAGAAGAUCAAAGAUCAACAUUGAGUUUCGUGACUUUCUUCGACAAGGAGUCGGUGCAGUGAAGGCUAAUUAAUGGGCCUUGGCUAUUGGGCUUUUAAUUCUCCUCACUACCCCAAUCCAAACCAGGAGAAGAAACAUUUUCAGUCUCCUUUUGAAUCAGAAGAAAGAGAAAAGAAAAAUGGAGAGAAACACGCCGGUGAGAAACCCUCACACUUCCACCGCCGAUCUGCUUUCUUGGUCGGAAACUCCUCCUCCUCACCACUCAACCUCUUCCGCCGCUCGUUCUCACCAGCCGUCCGAUGGAAUCAGCAAGAUUCUCGGCGGUGGUCAGAUCACAGAUGAGGAAGCUCAGUCGCUUAAUAAGCUGAAGAAUUGUUCAGGGUACAAGUUAAAAGAGAUGACUGGUAGUGGCAUAUUUAAUGAUAAGGGAAAAGUCGGGUCUGAAUCCGAUGCUACUGAUCCAAAGACUGGACUCCGUUACUAUCAGCAGACGCUGAAUGGAAUGAGUCAGAUAUCUUUCAGUGCUGACGGUAAUGUUUCCCCGAAGAAACCAACCACUUUAACCGAGGUCGCAAAGCAAAGAGAGCUGAGCGGGAACUUGCUAACCGAGGCAGACUUAAAGAGCAACAAGCAGAUAUCAAGUGCUAAGAUUGAAGAGAUCAGCGGUCAUGACAUCUUUGGACCUCCAUCUGAGAUCCAACCUCGAUCUUUGGUUGCUGCGCAGCAAGAAGCUAGAGGUAACAGAGACAUGGGAGAGCCUGCACCAAGGAACUUACGCACUUCUGUUAAAGUUUCCAAUCCUGCAGGUGGACAAAGCAACAUACUAUUCAGUGAAGAACCUGUUGUGAAGACAUCAAAGAAGAUACAUAACCAGAAGUUUCAAGAACUCACAGGCAACGGCAUUUUCAAAGGCGAUGAAUCACCUGGUACUGCGGAUAAGCAGUUAAGCUCAGCUAAACUCCGGGAAAUGAGCGGAAACAACAUUUUCGCAGACGGGAAGUCAGAAUCCCGAGAUUACUUUGGUGGUGUGAGGAAGCCUCCCGGCGGUGAAAGCAGCAUUUCAUUGGUCUAAGACUCGGGGUCUAUUUGGUAUUAACCGCGAUAUGCUCAGCUCUCAUGUUUCAGGUUCUUUAGAAUUUAGUUUCUUAGAGUCUGGUUUCGCGAAAAACACUAGAGCUAUAUUUCGGUUUUCUUCUAGGAAAAUCUGAAGAGAGCUCAUUGUACUGAUCCUUGUAAACCUUUUGGUGUCGUCUCUAGUACUUUGAAGUUUCUUAACUGUUUCUGCAUUUUUAACUCUUCGCUUAAAAAGCAAGUAUGGUUUCAAUACGUCAUCGUUUUCGAAUUUGUCAAAAUUUGUAAAUAAAAAAGGAAACGACUC
Molecule: messenger RNA, 1758 nt
Organism: Arabidopsis arenosa
Lineage: Eukaryota; Viridiplantae; Streptophyta; Magnoliopsida; Brassicales; Brassicaceae
Source: the annotation of a GenBank genome assembly